Saccostrea cuccullata (small rock oyster) is the source of this 1050-nucleotide messenger RNA. RefSeq names its product integumentary mucin C.1-like. Lineage: Eukaryota; Metazoa; Mollusca; Bivalvia; Ostreida; Ostreidae. The coding region runs from base 235 to 975 and encodes 246 amino acids. The record is from RefSeq and is a predicted model, not a curated record. The transcript is spliced from 4 exons.
CAUAUUGUGAAAAUCUGUAUACUGUAUUUUAUUAAAAUCAUGCUCGGCUGUAAAUAAGUAAACUCAGUCGUGAUCUACCACGAAUGAAAACAGAAAAUUGUGCAAGAUGACGUCCUUAAAGCUGAAAUUCUAUAUGUAAAAUAAUAAUGUAAAGAGAGUAAAUGAACAAGAGGUUUAUCUUUUUCCUGGAGUAAGGUUACCACGAUCUUCAAGAAAGUACAUUGUAGAGGAACCAUGAGAAGCCUAAUAUCUCUCGUUGCUCUGAUAAUGUACUGGUACCAACCUGUCCAAUGUCAACAACGUACUGGAUGUGCGGGGUGCAGGUCCUCUACGAUGGAUAUUUCUACACAUACUCCUAUAGAGGAUGUUACAUCUACCUUAACAGAAAAAACACAAUCAAGUUCGGAGUACGGAACAGUUACUAGCUUGGAUUGUGCCGAAGAUAAUCCUAACAGAGACUCAAAGUGCACAACAACUACUCCAGCUCCAAUAUCCACCAGCAGAACCACAACUCCCCAAACAGUUACUAGCUCGGAUUGUGCCGAAGAUAAUCCUAACAGAGACUCAAAGUGCACAACAACUACUCCAGCUCCAAUAUCCACCAGCAGAACCACAACUCCCCAAACAGUUACUAGCUCGGAUUGUGCCGAAGAUAAUCCUAACAGAGACUCAAAGUGCACAACAACUACUCCAGCUCCAAUAUCCACCAGCAGAACCACAACUCCCCAAACAGUUACUAGCUUGGAUUGUGCCGAAGAUAAUCCUAACAGAGACUCAAAGUGCACAAUAACUACUUCAGCUCCAAUAUCCACCAGCAGAACCACAACUCCCCAAACAACUACUCCAGCUCCUAUGCCCACCACAAACAGCGUAGGCCGUCCGGGCAAUAUUGUUGAUGGACGCAGUGCAGGUGCGCGAACAAUGGCCGAAAUUUUCCCCCUAAUAUCCCUGUUUUCUAUACUUUUAAUUCUUUAAUUAUAUUUCUGAUGUGCAAGAGCAGAUAUUUUAUAGACGUAUUUAUAUUCGUUGUUAUUGUGUGUACAUAGACUC